Messenger RNA from Cannabis sativa, 2782 nucleotides. Its product is annotated as G-type lectin S-receptor-like serine/threonine-protein kinase RLK1. The transcript has 2 exons. Gene Ontology annotation, biological process: protein phosphorylation. Lineage: Eukaryota; Viridiplantae; Streptophyta; Magnoliopsida; Rosales; Cannabaceae. Gene Ontology annotation, molecular function: ATP binding; protein serine/threonine kinase activity. The coding region runs from base 121 to 2559 and encodes 812 amino acids. The record is from RefSeq and is a predicted model, not a curated record.
AAAUUUCGUUGAUCCCAGAGUCUUUCCAAGAUAUUACUAAAGAAAAACUCUCAUAAUAUUUAUGGUAUUCUUGUAAUCCCAGUAACCAAAAAGUCUAAGAAAAUAUUUAUUAUAGCACACAUGGCUCUGUUUUAUGAGCUCUGUUUUCUUCUUUUUAUUAUUGUUUUUCUGCCAAACACAGCCUUAUCUCAAAUAACCAACAACAUAACAGUUGGCACAACACUCACAGCAACAGACAACUCAUCACCAUGGCUCUCACCCUCAACCGAAUUUGCUUUCGGUUUUCGAAAACUCGAAAACCAAAACAACCUCUUUUUACUCUCUAUAUGGUACGCAAACAUACCAGACAAAACAGUUGUCUGGUAUGCCACUACAAUAAACUCUUCGGCUAUAGUGCCGAGGGGGUCCCGAGUCAGCCUGACAGCUGAUCGGGGACUUGUAUUGGUUGAUCCUCAAGGAAAAGAGAUUUGGAGUUCGGAGAUAGUAAGGGGAGACGCUUCUCACGCGAUUAUGGAGGAUAAAGGAAACUUUGUGAUCUUUGGGUCUAAUAAGAUUUGGGAGAGCUUUGAUCAUCCGAGUGAUACGCUUUUGCCCGGUCAAAGUUUGAACCGCGGAGAAGGGGUUUCGAGUCGUUGGAGGGAGAAUGUGUUUUCGAAAGGGAGAUUUGAGAUGAGGUUGCAGCAAGAUGGGAAUUUGGUGUUGUAUUCUGUGAAUUUGCCUACUGACAAUGCUAAUAAUCCUUAUUAUGCUAGUGAUACUGAUGAUACGAGUAAUUCUACCACUGCUGGAACUAGAUUGGUGUUCAAUGAGACAGGCAAUCUAUAUGUUUUGAGAGCAAAUAAUGAAAGAUUAAGUCUAGCUAGUGAGAACAUGGUCUCAGCAAGGGACAACUAUAUAAGAGCUACUCUUGACUUUGAUGGUCUUUUCACACAAUAUUAUCAUCCCAAGACAUCCAAUGGUGAUGGGAAAUGGAUUGUUCUUCGGUCCAUACCCGAAAACAUAUGCUACAACCCUGUUGUCCCCGGUGUCGGUGUUUGUGGAUACAAUAGUAUUUGUACUCUCAAUGAAGAUUCAAGACCAACAUGUCAAUGCCCAAGAAAGUACUCUUUUAUUGAUCCCAAUGACGAAUAUGGAAGCUGCAAACCCGAUUUCAUACAAGGCUGCGCUGAAGACGAGCUUACUCCCGACAUAGAAGAUCUCUAUGAUGUUGAGGAGCUGCGCAAUGUAGAUUGGCCCUUAUCAGAUUAUGUUGCACUGAAGCCUUUUAAUGGGGAUGAUUGUAGAGAUUCUUGCUUGAAAGAUUGUUUGUGUGCUGUUGCUAUCUCUAGAGACGGAUCAUGUUGGAAGAAGAAGCUCCCUCUCUCGAAUGGCAAGGUCGACCAGAGUCUUAACUCGAGGGUGUUUAUCAAAGUUCGUAAAGACAAUAUCAGUAUCACUGUACCUAGGAUUCCUUAUGUAAAACAAGAGAAGAGGAAAAACCAAGACUCGUCGAUCAGAGUUGGUGCAGCUCUUUUGGGUACUUCGGCUUUCGUUAAUAUUUUGUUGACAGCCACAAUUUGUGCAGGAGUCUUCUUCAUACGCAAAAAGAAGAGUCUUAGAAGUAAAAAGAUUUCAUCCCCGAAAAACAUACCUGACUUUAAUUUGCGUAGCUUUGCUUAUCAAGAGCUCGAGGAAGCCACAAAAGUGUUUAGCGAAGAGUUGGGAAGAGGAGCUUUCGGAACUGUUUAUAAAGGGAUGUUGGAUAUGGAUUCAAGUGUCAUUGUAAUAGCAGUGAAGAAGCUAAAUUUUGUGGUACCUGAAACUGAGAAAGAGUUUAAGAAUGAAGUAAAUGCAAUAGCUCAAACACAUCACAAGAAUCUUGUUCGGUUACUUGGCUACUGCAACGAUGGACAGAAUCGUUUGCUGGUGUAUGAGUACCUGCAAAAUGGGACAUUGGCAAAAUUUGCGUUCGGAAACUUAAAACCGAAUUGGAAGCAAAGAGCUGGAAUCGCUUUAGACAUAGCAAAAGGACUGUUGUAUUUACACGAGGAGUGCAAUACUCAGAUCAUCCAUUGCGAUAUAAAGCCUCAGAACAUACUUCUGGAUGAGUACAACAAUGCCAAGAUAUCAGAUUUCGGUUUGGCUAAACUUUUGAUGAUGAAUCAAAGCCAAACAAAUACAGCCAUUAGAGGAACAAAAGGGUAUGUUGCACCUGAAUGGUUUAGGAAUAUGUCUAUUACUUCGAAAGUCGAUGUGUAUAGCUUUGGAGUUGUACUACUUGAGAUUGUUUGCUGUAGAAAAAAUUGUGAUAUGGAGAUUGGUGAGGAAAAGAAAGAGAUCUUGACAGAUUGGGCUUAUGAUUGCUUCACAGAAGGGUCAUUAGAUAUGCUUGUUGAUUAUGAAGUUGAUGCUUUAAAUGAUAGGAAGAAGUUGGAGAGUUAUGUGAAGGUGUCAAUGUGGUGUAUUCAAGAGAAUCCAAGUGUUAGACCUAACAUGAGGAAGGUUGUUCAAAUGCUUGAAGGAGUUGUUGAAGUAGACUAUCCACCUUGUCCAUUGCCUUAUUCCAUGACCACUGCAUAAAUAAACAAGCUCUUUUUCAGUCUUUGAACAAUUAAAUAUGUCCUAUUUUUCUUUUAAUGUUGAAUGUAAUAUACAAUUAAAUAUAAAAUAUUCUAACAUUUCAUUUCAUUUCAUUCAUGUUAGUUAGUCCUUUCAUCUGUAGAAAAAUACAUGUAGCAUUAGUGACAAUCCAGUAGUAUGUAUUUGUAAGAGUAUAAAUAAUGUUCCAUUACUUAAAUCAUAA